This is a messenger RNA of Symbiodinium natans, 714 nucleotides long. Lineage: Eukaryota; Dinophyceae; Suessiales; Symbiodiniaceae. The record is from the annotation of a GenBank genome assembly.
AUGGCUGCACCAACACGCGCCCUCUGUCUGCUGCUGCUGGCCUGCAAGCUGCCAUGCGCCGCGUGCGCGGAAGCAGAUUUCCCGGAAGCUCUGCCUGACACAUGCCUUCUGCAGGGCAGCCGCCUUCUCGUGUCCAAUCACGGAGACAGUGAUGGGAUCAUUGAUAAGGCCAAAGACAUCGGAAAAAAAGCGGUCGACACAGUCAAGAAGGCUGCUGAGAAAAUCAAGAAUGCACUGAAGAAGCUGAAGCCCCCAGCUCUCGAAGAAGUGAAGGACAAACUCAAGGAUAUUUCCCGCGAGCAAAUCCGCAAGCUCGAGAAGCAAGGGCAAGAGCUUCAAGAGCAAGUCGCCAAAGAAGCCUUGAAAGUAGCCGACGAUGCCAUGACACGUGCCGAAUUUAUGGCUGCGCGGGCCUCAGCCUUUCAAAAACUGGCUGAGAGCGCAGCGGCCGCCAUCAGUGAAGAGGUCGACGGCGCCUUUGAGCUCAAGUGUGACUUCUUAGCACGAGCCUCAGAGGAGGUCCUCAAGAAGAUGACGAGCUGGUUCACGGACGGCGUGGUCGACAAGCAGACUUGCAAGCAGAUGAAGAAGGAUCUGUGCGUGAAUGGAACCGUGACUACCAUCGAGUGGACCUGCGACUCAGUCAACGAUGUAUUCAGCCAGACGGCGGAAGACAUCAGCAAGAACAUGGGCAUUGUCAGUUUGGGAUGCUGA